UCCCAGUCGAGCCCAUUUAGCUAACGUGCAUUCCGGAAGUAGAGCGACAACUCACGUGCAGCGUUGCAUAGAGCAAUGAAAAACAGAAAAAAGAACAAUAAUGUCUCCAACAAUGCCAAAUUUAAACCUGGAUCCAAAAAGAGAGAAAACAAAUGCGUCGUCAUGUUUGACGACAAAGAGAGACAGGAGUAUCUCACUGGUUUCCAUAAGAGGAAAGUUGAACGGAGGAAAGUGGCAAUAGCAGAAAUCCGCAAAAAGAUCAAGGAUGAGCAGAACAGAGUUCGGGAAGAGAGGCAUAAAGAAUACAUGAAAUUGCUAAAGGAGCGCCAAGAAGCGCUCGAUGAAAGUGAGGACAAUCUGGAGGACGUCAUCACCAGUACGACGGAGUCCGUUCAGGUGGAUCACCCAAAUCACACGGUCACCGUGACGACCAUCAGCGAUCUGGACCUCACCUCCAAUCAUCUACUUGAACGAGUAACGAAUAAGGUGAGCAGGGAGACUGAAGAGGAGGAAAACAGCGAGGAUAAGGAGAUGACGACAAUGCCCAGAAAAGCUGGAGAUCCGAUCAUAAACAAAAAGAUCCGCUCGCUAACGGCGUCGCUCGGCGCUUACACCAGCAAAGGGAAGAAGAAGAGGAAAGGGAAGCAGGAAGGCCGAGGAGGACGAGGCCGGCAAACGGACAAGAAGGCCGUAGUUGGCGAGAGUAAAAUCAGCGCCAGGAAGACCAGCAAGUCGCAGAGACGGCGAAUGACGGGGAAGAAGCAGCAUCAGGAAGACUGAAGGAUGACCUUUUGUGGAACGUUUAAGCUAUUUUGGGACGGACCACAUUCGGAGCAUCCAGUACGGAAUUUGGACCGCGGUUCCGCACCGUCGGGGACGUAGUGAUUGGACACUGAGGUGUUUGUGUAGGGUCCAUCACCGCUUCAAUAAUUGUGAUUAUGUAGUGUUUUU
Messenger RNA from Doryrhamphus excisus (bluestripe pipefish), 951 nucleotides. It is a transcript of the gene nol12, whose product is annotated as nucleolar protein 12. Lineage: Eukaryota; Metazoa; Chordata; Actinopteri; Syngnathiformes; Syngnathidae. Gene Ontology annotation, molecular function: rRNA binding. Gene Ontology annotation, cellular component: nucleolus. The record is from RefSeq and is a predicted model, not a curated record.